Austrofundulus limnaeus is the source of this 5079-nucleotide messenger RNA. RefSeq names its product junctophilin-1. Lineage: Eukaryota; Metazoa; Chordata; Actinopteri; Cyprinodontiformes; Rivulidae. Gene Ontology annotation, cellular component: plasma membrane; sarcoplasmic reticulum; endoplasmic reticulum membrane. The record is from RefSeq and is a predicted model, not a curated record.
AACGGCCCAUGCUAGGACAAAAAGUGAGGCUGCAGAACAGGCCUCCAUCUCUGCCAUACAUGAGUCAGAUAUGGCCAGAGCCGUUGCCAGGGAGCUCUCCCCCAACUUUUACCAACCAGGACCCGACUACAUUAGACAACAGCUGAAAGAGCCGGUGGAAAUUAAAGAGGUUCCUGUUGAAAAGAAAGACAACUCCCCACAUGAUUCUCCCCACUUUUACCGUAAAGGCACCACUCCACCCCACUCCCCCGUGGCCAGCCCCGCAGCUACACCUCCUCCGUCACCCGAGACUAGCAAGAAGAUAAGCCAGAUUGGCAACAGCAUCAGCCACAAAGCCGUCAAAGAAGAAAAAUUGUCCCGUAAAAUAAGCAAGGAAGAGAAGUCAAGUUUUAAGCCCAGCAAGGAAGAGCGUUCUAGCAGGAAGAUUAGUAAAGAAGAGAGGGUGACUGUCACUGAUGGGCCCAAGAGUUCCCAAGCGCACGUCGAGGCUCCGCCUAAACCCUCUAAAAUUCACCAGCCUACCACAGCAACUGCAUCUCCUUCACAGCCUCCGACAGUUCCAGUCAACGGCCAGCUCCACUCCGAGUACCACAGUUAUUACGUCAAAGCCCCUGCGAGGGGUCCUCCACCUCCAGAACCUGAGGAAGCCGAAGAGCCCAGUGCCCUGGCUCUGGCACGUUUACCUCCGCAACCUAGGUCCUUCAGCACCCCCACCCCUACUCCUAAACCACCCUCUCUUCGGGACAGCAAGAGUGAGCCAAAACUCAGGAAGCAAGAUUCCCUAAAGCCAAAGAGCCUUGCAGACACAAAGAAAGCGAGCAUGGAGAUUGCCGAAAGCGCAGAAGAAGCAGGUCCUAACUCCAUCCUUGUUGCUAUGGUUAUGCUGUUGAAUAUUGGCCUUGCAAUUAUAUUUGUCCACUUUCUGACAUGAUGAUGCUGUUUCUUUGUGAAACCAUGGCAACUGGCACAGUUGCAUUGCCGGCCUUGGAAAGUGAAAAUGGCGCCAGUGAGAGAUGGGGGCGGCCGGAGGUGUUUAGGAACCAGCAUGACACCGAGGAGAAUCAGGAGGAAGGCUUCACUACAACCUGUUUCUGGCCUUCUCGAGGGCCAGCCCUGUCAAUUAGCACUCCUUUUGGCUUCUGUAUGCGCAGGAGUAAAAUGUCAUGUCUAGUGAAAUUUAAAAAAGAAAAAAAAAAAGAAAAAAAUUAAAUGCAACCAAACAUACGACAAAAGAAGUGAUUGAAACCUACAUGUGUGCUGACCCAAGCUCAGGUCUCUGUAGCCCACCUCCGCUGCAGUGGGCUGACGGAGCCUGCUGGAGGAGGGUGGAGAUGCAACUUUUAGACGACGGGAGCAAACAGCUGCCUUUUCUAUUUUGCCAUCUGACGUUUUGAUGGGGAGAUGUGAGCCCGGCCCGUGGGCCAGGGACUGCGGAGGGGGGCGGGGGUGGGGGCUCAGGUGUUUGGAGGGUUUUUCUGAGGUUCCAGCCAGUCUUUGCGAGAGCAAAACGGUGCGCGGCCGUUGCCAGCAGUCAGUGCUUGCACGGUCACUAGCCAGUCUUACUCUGUAAACCCAAACAUCCCUGCAGCUCUCUCCAGCUCCGUCCAUUGUAAUCCAGGAUACACUGCUUUGAAACACUCCCCGUGCAUGGUACAGUUUUAACAUUUUUUCUUUUUGUUUGUUGUUUUCACGUAGCUUUUUGUUCAUCGUUGUUAUGAAUGUUGAUUACCUGCAUUCUUGUGGAGAUCUCUUCAUAAAAUGGGUAAAUAAAUUUGUUUUCCCUUUUUAUUUGAAUUUUACUAAUUUCUAACAAAUGAGCUGUAAUUUGACAUUACACACAAUGUUACUGAAAGUGCAAUACUUUUUUUUUCUUUUUUUUCGUCAAAAGCUUAUAAUAUAUUUUGCCAGAGAUGGUGUUCUGCUAUUCUAAAGAAAAAUGCUAUUUUUUUUGUUUUGUUCUCUCUUCGUCAGACACACGUUAUUUGAAUAUUUGAGACAAAGCGUUGGCUGACGACAGAAAUUGUGGUGAGGAACUUGAUUUAUUUUUGAAAAAAAAGAAGAAAUAAUAUAGCUCUGUGAGAGUGAAGUAACAAAUGUCUUAUUUUAUUUAUGAAAUGAAAAGAAAAGAUAUUUUAUUGUACAUGCCUAGACCCUUUCGCUUUAUUUGUCGGUCCAGUUAUUUGCUUUCACAACAACACUAAGAUGCAAAACUGCAGCUGUGAGCUGCUUGAGUAGGCCCAGAAGUGCUUGCAUGUGUAUAGACUGAUAGUGGUGGACAGUGGAGGUUUGUUCAGGUUGAGACCAUGUGGAAUGGGGCUCCAGGGAGAAGAUUUGCCUUYUAGAAGUCUUUAACAGUGCCACUGUUUACCUCAAAGAGAUGAGGAUGGAAGAGAAGGGGGGGAGAUGCUAUGUUUGUCUUAACUCUGUUGCAGGAAGGGGGAGGGAAGGGGGGUAUUAAAUAUGUCAUCAUCUGAAUCUCACCAUUUUAAUUAGCUUCACCCCAGCUUCUUGUAGUCUUUCUUGCAGGUACGGCAUGAAUUUCUUUGAUUUCCAAAGUGGUUAUUUAUAUGGUGGGCAUUUACUGUCGCCUCUACCAAGAAUAAUUCUGUAUUCAUUGUUCAACUGAUGUGCUUGUGAACAUUGGUCAUCAUGAAAAAGGGCUUAAAUCUAUAUCUAGGUUUUAUUCGCUGCAGUUCUGUUUUUUAUUUUAUUUUAUUUUAUUUUUUUGGAGAUUAGCUUGACUGUAUUGUCAGUAUCUAAAAUGAGCAGCGCAUUAGAGGAUUCUUCGUCCAGUUUGAUUUAUUUCAGUUCAGUUUAUUUAUUUAGUACCGGUUCACAGUAAAGGUCAUCUCAGGGCACUAUACAAAGCCAACAAACCCAAAUCAGACCCAAAUUCAAAUGCUGUCACAGUCGGUUCAGUCCAAUUAUAUUGCAAUAUAGUCACAAUGAAAAAGGCUGAUUCGUAAAAAAAAAAAUUGUCUAAAGAAGCCAGCAUAUUGUGUUGAAUUCUCACUUUGUCCCUUCCCUGGUCAGGCACGGAGGUGACAGUGGAACGGAAUGAUUCCUUUAGAACAGGAAGAAACCUCCAGCAGCUCCAGGCUCAUAACGGGUGGUGUUUUGUCUUGACCAAUCGAGAGUUGAGUGGAAAGGAAUCGUGGGGUUAGACCUAGUUUCUGAGACAUAAAACAAAGAACACACGGUAAAUGACAACGAUAAWUACAAUCAUGGACAGUCUGGAGCAUAAAGACAAUUGUGUGAAGAAAUGUGGUCAGUUUGUCUCAGAAGUCUAUGCCUAAAUCAGCAAAAAGUAUAGUUCAGGAUAACCCGAGCCAACCUCAAUUAUAGGAUUUAUUUUAAAAUAUAUAUAUUUUAAAUUAUAUUUAAUUUUACAGAAAGCCAGAAUUGGAGAAAUAAGAUGUCUCCUUGUGUGGCAACAUUUUGAACCACUUUUAGAGAUUGUUUUUUCCUCUUUGGCAUCUUGACAUAAAAAAUAAAUAGGCCAUCUUAGAGGUGAUAAAUGCAUGGAUCAGUUUUUCUGAGUAAUUUUGGAACAAGAUGUUUCUCAUUUAGUAAUACUGUGCAAGUAAGAGAAAGGGGCCCUGGUAACAUUUUUAAUGGGAAAGUUAAAUGAUAUAAAUGAUACUCUGUUGUAAACAUGACAAUAUGUCUGCCUUGUCUGAAUUUAUUAUCAGAACAUUGAGUCAUUGAGGUUUUUAUGUCUCUWAGACAUGUUUGAUGUCUGAGUAACUGGAUUUAUCAGGAUUGACAGAUAAAAAUUACCAAGUAUCAUUAGCGUAACAAUGAAAACUUGUCAAAUGUCAAAUAAUUUUAUCUGGAAGCAUAUAUAAAGUAAAAAAAAAUACUGCUCCGAGCACUGAACUCUGAGGAACUCCGUGACUACGGUAAUUCUGUUGUAAGAAGAUUAAUUAAAUAAAUACUGAAAUCUAACAUUAAAACGUUCUGUGGGCCGUUCCUGUGAUCCCAGCAUCAUGUCCAAUUUGUAAYAGAAUAUUGUGAUCAACUGUAUCAAAUGCAGCACUGAGAUCUAACAGGACARGUAUGGACAUGAGUCCACUGUCUGAGGCAUGAAUACCAUUAGUAACUUUCACCAGUGCUGUUUUUGUGCUUUGAUGAGCUCUAAACCCUGACUGAAACUCUUCAAACAGAUUAUUCUUGUCCAGAUGUUCACAUAUGAUUCACAACUAUUUUCUCAAAGAGUUUUUGAAAAGAAGGGAAGAUUUGAUAUAGUUCUAUAAUUAGUUGAAGAUCCCRAAGAGAGAUCAAGUUUCCUAAACAAGUGGUAAAUUACAGUACAACCAUCCUAAAAUCCCUGUGGUAGAUAUCCAUCCACUGAAACCCAUCUUUAAACAGUCUGGUUGGGAGGAGAUCUAGCAGAUAUGUUGAUGGUUUGGAUGAAGCUGUUAUUUUUGAUAACAAGAGCUCCACAUCAGGUUCUAGUGACACUUCUAAAGCUGCUUCAUUUGAUAAUAAACCAGUGGCAAUAGCAGAGGGGAUGGUGUGAAUUGUCUCUCUGUAACAAUUUUGUUUGAUGUUCGCAAACUGUUCCGCUGAACUACUGGAAAACUUACUACUGAUAUUUACUGAAAAUAUUGUGAAGACAAAAAGGUGUAACAGAGCAGCCUGUUUGUGGGAUAUUUUUGAAAUACAACAUUGCAUGUUGGGAGACAUUUAUAUAUAGAUUAUUAUUAUUAUAUACUAUUUGUAAGGAUUUUUACAGAGCACAAUCCAGAAUCUGGUAUGAGUUGGUAUUUUUCUAACAAUUUGCACACCUGUAUUUUGACAAUGAAGAUAACUUUGUUUGUAAUUGGUAAUGUAAUACACAUAUGAUCAUGUUUGACAGUGAAACAAAAAAGAUAGUUAUUUUCAGUAGGUCAUAUUGUUCGUACCAUUUGGGGAUGUGAAAGGCAGAUGUACUCGUUUGAAGAUUUAAGGAAACAACAAGGAAUUCUGGGAGACUUUUGAUAUGUUACGGUACAUGAUACCCCACUGAUUUGUGCAAAGUCUUUGGAGAUGAAGUUAUGUGUAUAAAAUAAAGAUAUUAUGCCUUGUUAAACAAAA